Molecule: messenger RNA, 2040 nt
Organism: Tachysurus fulvidraco (yellow catfish)
Lineage: Eukaryota; Metazoa; Chordata; Actinopteri; Siluriformes; Bagridae
Gene: sash3
Product: SAM and SH3 domain containing 3
Exons: 8
Coding region: 194-1357 (387 amino acids)
Molecular function (GO): protein binding
Source: RefSeq, a predicted model, not a curated record
CAUUCAGAGUUCUUCACUCAGCAGAGCAGAGAGAAAGAAGAGCUUUCUGGUUUUCUUCCUCCUCUUGGUUUUGUUAGUGUAGUGUAUAGUACAGUAACAGUAGAAUUAGUAACAGGUUGGUGUAGCUGAGAAAACUGUUUACCUCUACACCUAAAACCGUGUUGGUGAAGUAAGAUCGGCCUCUCUGAGCACAAUGUUACGACGGAGACCGUCAAAUGCCUCAGAAAAGGAGCAAGGCCAGGUGCAGAAGAAGAAGUUGACACUGCAGAGGUCCAGCAGCUUUAAAGACUUCAUGAAGCCCAAGCCAUCUUCACCUGUUGUGAAUCCUGAGCUGACCCUGGGAGAGUCGCUGCCAGAGGGUGAAGUUCAUGAGAACUCUGAAAAACAAGGUGGAAAGCUGGGGAAGAAAUGGAGGAAUGCCAUCACUCGCACCAUGACCCGGAAGACAUCCAAGAUGGUACAGAAAGUUCUUGCAGAGGAAGGGAUUGAGAGUUCAGAGGACAGCUCAGCUUCACCUAUAUCUCCUAAUGACUGGACUCCAGACCUGAUUGCUGGGAACCGGAUAUCUGUGUGUUCCAACAGUUCAGAAGACACCAUACAUUCUCCUCUGUGUCGUCAAUUCUCAGGAUGUGGGGACAGGCAAAGUCUGGACAGUGGCUUCAGUCAGAGAGACAAUAUGGACAGCAAUUAUAAUGGCCCAUUUUGUGGCAGGGCCCGUGUUCACACAGACUUCACCCCGAGUCCUUACGACAUAGACUCCCUCAAACUGCAGAAAGGCGAUAUCAUACAGAUAAUUGAGAAGCCACCAGCAGGCACCUGGACUGGUAAGCUCAACAAUAAAGUGGGCUCCUUCAAGUUCAUAUACGUCACCAUGCUCCCAGAAGAGAACACACCACCGAGGAGGAAGCGAUGCCAUAGUCAUGGACGGUGCAAUAAACCCAAACCAAAAACACUGGAAGAAGUUUUGGAAAGGAUUGGACUAAAAGACCUUGAAUCUCUCCUCUCCAUGCAUGGUUUUCAAAGUUUGGAAGACUUUAGCGGACUGAAGGAAUCCCACCUGAAUGAGCUGAACAUCACAGAUCCUGAGCAGCGCACCAAGAUACUGACAGCAGCUGAACUGCUUCACGAUUCUGAGGGAGAGUCUGAUGAUGAAGAGAAGGACAGACCUGAGGAGAAGGUUGAUAUGCCACGGGAUUCAGGUUGCUAUGAGAGCACAGAAAACCUGGCGAAUGGCCGUGAGGAGACUGAAACAGAGCCUAAAACGGAACCUGCCGUAGAUAAAGAUGUAGAAACAGACACACAGCUUGAAGCAGUUCAGGAGAAACUGCAAGACCUUACUGUGGAGGAGGAGUCCUGAGAGCAUUGCAUCAACACUGGAAAAACUCUACUGCUGUGCUUCAGGGACAUCAUUUCCUUCAUGGGUGGAUCAACAAUGUUUGUAGCAGCCUGACUCGUGCGACAAACCUACUUCAAAUGUAAUGUCAGGAUUUCUCAAUUACAAAUUGAAUCAGAUUUCUAUUGGAAGUAGGAGUGAUGUUUAUAAUGACAUCACACUGAAUGGCCAGUGACUAUUUCACAUGAAUUAUACUGUAAACAGAAUAAAAAGGAACACUUAUACGUUGCCCUUAGUUUGCAGUCAUAAAUUAUGCUAUAUAGUAAAAUUGGAUUACUAUAUUGUACUAUAUGAUUUACUUUCAAUAUAGUAUAUUUUGUAAAUAUUUCAUCUUUAAAACUACUUGAUGUAAUAUUUUAAAAAGUGCUUUCAUUAUGAAUGUACAAUGCAGUAUAUCCAAUGUAUUAUUAUAUUUGGAAUAUUUAGUUUUUUACUUAUAUACAAGACAACUUGUAACACAUUGUGAAUGAAUGUGUGCUUGAUGUAGUUAUGCUUUGUCUUUCACCUAUACCUGUUCAAGUACUGUCAUGCAUUGAUGUAAGUACUUCUUUCAUAGGUUUGUCAUUUUUACUGAAGAUGCUAUGUUUCUGUCAUGAUGUUAUUUUUGUUUUUAUUUUUAAAAAUUAGUAAAGAGUUUAACUAAAUCA